UGGUGCCAGCCCCGUUCCCACAGCCCCGGGGCCGUCCCACCGCGACUCCAGGUGAUGGGUGAUGCAGGUGGCGGUGGCAGUUGGGGGCUGAGCCCUCGGCGGCGCGGCUGCUAUGGAGGUGCCCUGGGUGCUGCUGGCUGCCGCUCUGCUCCAGCUCCUGCCCCCUGGCAGGGCUAUUGGGCCCCUACCCACCCUGGCCCCACCACUGAGCAUGAUGGUGGCUGGGCAGCGCCGGCAGCUGGUGGUCUGUGUGGUGAGCGAGCUGGCCCCUGCCUCCGGCCACACCGUCUGGAUCUCCGGUGGGAAUGGCAGUGCCUUGCAGUCCUUCGCUUAUGGGACCUCCUGGGAGGAUGGUGGCACCGUCUGCACUGUCUCCCUCCUACCCAGUGACCCACCGGCUGAGGGGGAUCUCGCCUGCCACGUGGGGCCCAACAGGACCUCCCCGGCCCACAGCUCCAGCCCCAUCCACAUCACAGGCAACAAGGAGGCAGCAGACCCCUGUCCCAGCAGCAUGGCUGUGUGCAAGUACGUGGCGGUGGAGCUGAAAUCUGCUUUUGAGGAGACUGGCAAGACCAAGGAGGUGAUUGACACCAAGUAUGGCUUCCUGGAUGGGAAGGGCUCUGCUGUCAAGUACACGCAGUCGGAUAUCCGGUUAAUCGAGGUGACAGAGAACAUCUGCAAGCGGCUGUUGGAUUACAACCUGCACAAGGAGAGGAGUGGCAGUAACAGAUUUGCAAAGGGCAUGUCAGAGACGUUUGAGACCCUGCACAACCUGGUGCACAAGGGUGUCAAGGUGGUGAUGGACAUCCCCUACGAGCUGUGGAACGAGACCUCCGCCGAGGUGGCUGACCUCAAAAAGCAGUGCGACGUGCUGGUGGAGGAGUACGAAGACGUAAUCGAGGACUGGUACAGGCACCACCAGACAGAGGAUCUCUCCCAGUUUCUCUGCGCCAACCACGUGCUAAAAGGGAAGGACACAAGCUGCCUGUCAGAGAAGUGGACUGGCAAGAAGGGUGACUUGGCAAGCGUUGGGGAGAAGCACAGCAAGAAAAAGAGCAGGAAGAAGAAGAAGAAGGAGGGCCAGAAGGGUGAGAAGGAGGGAGCUGCAGGCCUGCUUCCCACGGGGGAGGCCCUGGAGGAGAGCGGGGUCCAGGAGGAGGCUCCGCUCACCCACAGCCCAGCCGACGAGCUGUAGGGGGGCAGCUCCAGACCCCGGGGCCGCCCCAGCCCCUGGGAUCUUACCCCACCGUGGCCUGCGGGUACCAAAGGAAAAGGGACUUUGCGUUCGGCAUGAGCAACCCGGGGGAGGCCGGAGGGGCUCGGCCGCCCGGGUGGGAUCCUGCCAGCUGAGGGGUGUAGGGAGUUGCCGACCCGACCCCUCUGGGGCUCCAGGUACGGAGCCGCCGGUGCUGCCGCGGGGCCGGGGCCGGCUUCUGCUCCCUGCGCCCUGCCGGGACUGUAAAUAAAGACAUUUUCCCCAGAA
Messenger RNA from Phalacrocorax carbo (great cormorant), 1483 nucleotides. The record is from RefSeq and is a predicted model, not a curated record. NCBI's taxonomy places the organism in Eukaryota, Metazoa, Chordata, Aves, Suliformes, Phalacrocoracidae.